This is a messenger RNA of Astyanax mexicanus (Mexican tetra), 2627 nucleotides long. It is a transcript of the gene tfdp1a, whose product is annotated as transcription factor Dp-1, a. Gene Ontology annotation, cellular component: nucleus; transcription regulator complex. Gene Ontology annotation, biological process: regulation of cell cycle; regulation of transcription by RNA polymerase II. Gene Ontology annotation, molecular function: RNA polymerase II transcription regulatory region sequence-specific DNA binding; DNA-binding transcription factor activity, RNA polymerase II-specific. The coding region runs from base 196 to 1419 and encodes 407 amino acids. Lineage: Eukaryota; Metazoa; Chordata; Actinopteri; Characiformes; Acestrorhamphidae. The record is from RefSeq and is a predicted model, not a curated record. The transcript is spliced from 12 exons.
AUAUGAAUAUUAUUUUAGUUUUGUUUCCUGUCGUGAGAGGGGCUUUCAGACCUCCUCUUCCUCUAUCCUUAAAGCUAGCUAAGCUAGUGAGCUAUGCCAACAAAACCCCAGGACCCAAGAAGGCAUACUCCUUUGUGAACAUUUGGCUCCGAUUCUCUAGUUAGACCAAGCCUUUGCUCCUCUUCCCCAAGGAUCAUGGCCAAAGAUGCUGAUCUGAUUGAGGCCAAUGGGGAGCUGAAAGUUUUCAUAGACCAGAAUCUGAGCCCUGGAAAAGGAGUUUUGUCUUUAGUGACUGUACAUCCACAGUCAGUUGGAGUGGGAAAACAACUGUUACCAAAAACACUGGGUCCUUCCAAUGUCAACAUUGCUCCACAGAUGGUCAUUGGGACACCCCAGAGGCCGAGUGGCUCCAAUGUGCUUCUUAUGAACAGCCCCCACACACCCAGUUCUCAGUUUAUCACUCAGAGCCAGCCCCCUGAUGCCUCGCCAUGGUCCUCGGGGAAGAGGAGUAAGAAAGGGGAUAAGAAUGGGAAAGGUCUGAGGCAUUUCUCUAUGAAGGUUUGUGAGAAGGUGCAAAGGAAGGGUGUCACCACAUACAACGAAGUAGCAGAUGAGCUGGUGGCUGAAUUCAGCUCUGGUGACAAUCACAUCUCCCCAAACGAAGCGCACGUAUAUGAUCAGAAGAAUAUCCGGCGGCGGGUGUAUGAUGCCCUGAAUGUGCUGAUGGCCAUGAACAUAAUCUCAAAAGAGAAGAAAGAGAUCAAGUGGAUCGGACUCCCCACUAACUCUGCUCAGGAGUGUCAGAACCUAGAGGUGGAGAGACAAAGACGUUUGGAGAGAAUUAAACAAAAACAGUCACAGCUCCAAGAGCUCAUUUUACAGCAAAUUGCCUUUAAGAACCUUGUGCAGCGUAACCGUCAGUCAGAGCAGCAAACAAACAGGCCGCCAGCGGACAAUUCAGUCAUUCACCUGCCUUUCAUCAUCAUAAACACCAGCAAGAAAACAGUCAUAGACUGCAGCAUCUCCAAUGACAAGUUUGAGUACCUCUUCAACUUUGACAGUAUGUUUGAGAUCCAUGAUGACAUUGAGGUAUUAAAGCGCAUGGGCAUGGCGUGUGGGUUGGAGGUGGGCAAAUGCUCUGCAGAAGACUUAAAAGUCGCCAGGAGUCUUGUGCCCAAAGCACUAGAGCCUUAUGUUACAGAGAUGGCACAAGGCCCGAUCAGUAAUGUCUACAUGAUGGGGGCAUCAUCCACUAAUGGGAGUCGUUUUCAUGUCGGCAGUGAUAGUGGAGCAGACGGAACGAUGGCCUCCAGCUCCAACGAUUCACACUACAGUGGUUCUCGCGUGGAAACCCCAGUCUCUUAUAUGGGAGACGAUGAUGACGACGAGGAAUACGAUGAGAACGACGAUGAGGACUAACUCUUGCAUCUUCACUUCGUUGUCUGCAAUUCUUCCGGAGGCGGUCUUCAAGGGAUUUAUCAGUCACGCAAGUUCCCUCUCCCCUUCUUCUAGCACACCUAGAUUAUCUCCCUUUUUAUCUCUGAUACGGGCAUUGAAGAGCAUGGACUUUAAAGGGGUGAGUUGUUUUCAUCCUGCUCUUUCUGCUGUAUGGCUUUUCCUGUUAAAUCACGACACUGCGUUUGGUGCUAGCGCAGAUCAUUUGAUCCUGCUGGGUCAAGUUUUCAACAGAAGGACUUUUAAGGUGAGUCACUUUGAAGUAGCAGCACUCUGCCAUUCGGCCUCCACUCGGAUUAGCACAACUCAUUGGAUCCUUCCUCGCAGCCUUGCGAAGAAAACCCUGUCUCUCUCAACCAGCCCACCACCUGCUGCUGGAGAAUGUGUAGUUUGACCUCUGUGUGAAAUAGUUAGGCUAUCUCCUUUUUGAUUUGUAUUUUUCCCCUGGAAAGUGCUGGCUUCAUUCACAUUUGGAAAAUUCAAGAUGGCUGUCUCCUUGACUCCAAGAAUCUGCACAGCCAGCUGCCAUUUUGCCCCAUUGGGGCAUGUCUUUGGAUCUACGGACAAUUUUUUCGUAUGAUUGGAUGAAUUAAUGGCUUUCUUUUGUAGAUUUCCCGUAUGUGUGUUUGUGUGCGUGUGUAUGAUUGUGUGUAUGUGUGUGAAUGUGUGUUUGGCUUCCUGUUAUUCUGUGGGCAGCUGUUUUAGGGAGUUCUUUUGAAGAGCCAUUUUUUUUUUCUUUCUCUUAUUUGAGCUUUAGAGGUGAACUUCUGUUGUUCGCUCUACGCAUUUUACAACUGACCGGCAUCAGGUAUCUAAAAAAACUUUAUUACCCACUGAAAUUUAUAGGAAAUUGAGGUACUUUGUUUGCAUAAUGUAUCAGAACCUCUGAAGAUUAGUUUGUAGAAUCCUCCUCUCCAGGUCAGUAACACUACGGAGUAUGUGUGUAUGAUUUAUUCAUGUGUAUCCCAGUGUGGGAUACAGGUUUGUUUGGGCUCCCAUUGGAAAUCUUUAAAAAAAGAGAGAAGAAACUGUUGUACUGACUCCACAAAAGUAACUUUUCUGUAACCUAAUAUAAGUUUGGAAAUUAAAAUAUAAUGUUUUAAAAAAAAUGAACUCAAUGCAUUUAUUUGUGACAUUUAAUAGAAUAGUACUAAUUACAAUAAACCUUUUUU